Messenger RNA from Drosophila hydei, 2604 nucleotides. RefSeq names its product activity-regulated cytoskeleton associated protein 1-like. Lineage: Eukaryota; Metazoa; Arthropoda; Insecta; Diptera; Drosophilidae. The transcript has a single exon. The record is from RefSeq and is a predicted model, not a curated record. Bases 129 to 887 code for a protein of 252 amino acids.
AGCAAAUAGAACUUUAGUCCGCUACGACCAACACAAGUACAAGCAUCAACAUUCGCCAGAGUUCAUUGGCUUUGUGUGCUGUCAAUUAAAAUUUUCAACUACAAAAAAGUGUGAUUUCAACGUUAGCUAUGGCGACAACUAUCCAGAUGACCAAUGAGCAACUACAUGCGCUCAUCGAGGCUGUACGUUCAUCAGCGGCCAGCGCAGCCGGCAAUGCCGCUGCUGCUGCUACCGGCAGCGACGCCUCAAAGUCAAAAGGAAGCUUCAGCACCUGCACGCACAAGUUUAGCGGCGCUCGCAAUCACGAGGACGUCGAGGAGUUUAUCACAAAUAUUGUAACCUACAAGGAGCUUGAAGAUAUCAGCGAUGAGAAUGCUUUGAAGGGUCUCUCCCUGCUCUUUAAUGGUAUUGCAUCCACCUGGUGGCAGGGCGUCCGAAAAGAGGCCAAGUGCUGGAAUGAUGCCAUCGGCCUCAUUCGCGAACACUUUUCGCCCACCAAGCCAGCCUAUCAGGUCUACAUGGAGUUCUUCGAGAAGAAGCAGGACGACAGCGUUGCCAUCGACACCUUCGUUGUCGAGAAACGUGCGCUGCUCGCCCAACUACCAGAGGGACGUCAUAAUGAAGAAACCGAACUGGACUUCCUCUACGGCCUGCUGAACAUCAAGUACCGCAAGCACAUUCCCCGCCAAGGUGUUCAAACAUUCCGCGAUCUACUCGAAAAGGGCCGCAUCAUUGAGCACAACAACCAGGAGGAUGAGGCGCAACCGAAGGGACCGCUACGCGGCGCCAACCGUGUUGAACGCUGCACCUACUGUAAUUUCCGUGGUCACACGUUCGAGGUCUGUCGUAAGCGACAAGCGCGGGAUCAGACGAACGCGGCGAACUAAAAACUACACACACACGCACACAAUAUAUGAGACAUGACAUCAGCGGCAGCUACAAUAACAACAACAUGCGCAGGGCGCAUAUUUGGAUGCCUACGUCAAUGUCUCUCUCACCAAUACCAUCAACACUCACUUUGCCACGCUGGCCUCACAUGGACAAGAGGAGAGUUGAAAAUGACAACAUCGAAGAACAGCGACAUACACAGAAUGCUCUUGGAGCUUUUUGGCCAAGUCAGUUUCUAACUCUCAUUCAGCAUCAAGUGGCGUGCCGGCAAGUAAAGCAGAGCUAAAACAACAAACAACAAAACGGGCAUUUCGAUGUCGAAUACACUUCACGCCGAAAAUUCGGCUCUCUUUGGUACUGAACACCAACUUAAAUGAUUUUUCGUGAUAUUUUUAUCACAACUGGGAACUCUACAACAACCGGUGAACUAGUUCACCAACACCCGAGCGGCAGGGUAUGUAGGAUAGGUUGGUGCACGCAUUUCGCUCCUAGGCUAAGUCGCUGAGCUUUCGUGCUGCGCAACAGAGCAGCGGCGCUUGUCGUACAUAGAUUUUCUCUGCAGUUCUUCGGAAUUUCGCAGUUGAUGAGCUUUGUGCGGCUAACGUCGUUGACUCUGCUUCGCGGGCGUCAGCGCACCGACUAAGGCCGUGAUGGGUGUUGCGUGCACUGUGCCCUUCCCCCUUUUCUUGUCGCUCAAACCCGCUGCCUUGGUCUAGUGUCGGCGCAGCGCAGCUGUGGAUCGUAUGCGGCGAUCAAAGAGCGGGCGCAAAUGCUUCGUUGGCUUCGGCCAGUGGAACUGUGCGCUCACUUGUCGCUUAUUUCGAACUGCAGCUGCUGCAGUGUCGGUCCUUAGUCAAUGCGGCAAAAAAAAAACACGUCCAUGGGAAGACAACGCAGUGGCUUUCGUGUGUCGCAAGCCGCAAGGCGCAACUACACGUUGAUGCCCAGCUCUGGCAGCACGAUGCAGUUAACUUCAGUGCGCUGUUGCAGUUCAUUUCGGUGCGCUGCUGCAGUUUACUUGGGUGCGCUGUAGCGCUGCUGUUAACUGUGCUCGGCUUGAAAUUGUAGCCUUCGCGGGUUGCUUCUGUGCGACAGCCGCAACUGAGGCUUGGUCAUGGACAAAACUUAAUUUUCUUUUAAGAAAAUUGAAAAAAAAACAACUUUAAAUAGACAUUUUAAUGUCAAACACACUAAAACGGUUUACAUCGCACUACAAUGGCUAUGCUUUCGCCAUUCGUGCGGUUGGCACGCUAAACUAUCACGGACUGGUGCUCCUUCCUUGGAGCUCCACUCGCGUGGUAAGCGUAAGGCACGCCAGCUCAUACACACACACACACAAACAGAGGCUUCCGAUUCGUCGCUGCUUUGCGGCUCCAGCUUGUGGCGACUGUCGAGAAGCCUCACAAUAUUGUAAAUCCAGUCUCUUGUGCAGAAUCCUUAGGCGCGCAGUGUCACCACGAACAUCGGUGUCCACACCAUUGUUGCCGUCACUCAGCAACGUGCGCCAGCAUUUUGGAGCAAUUGGCCAACCAAAACGUUGCAGCAGCGACGGCACGCGUUUUCCCGAUGAAGUAUGCGCAAUGUCGAUCUCUCUCGGCAUUUGUACACUCUUCAAGCUGAGUGCCUAUCGAUGACCACGAGAGACUGUGAUAAGCACCAAAACAUGAAAUUAUAAAGACUGAAACCAGAAAAAUAAAUCCUCAUAAACACAAAACU